This is a messenger RNA of Cicer arietinum (chickpea), 924 nucleotides long. RefSeq names its product SUMO-conjugating enzyme UBC9-like. Lineage: Eukaryota; Viridiplantae; Streptophyta; Magnoliopsida; Fabales; Fabaceae. The record is from RefSeq and is a predicted model, not a curated record.
UACAAUAAUAAUAAUAACCCAAACCCAAUCACCGAAAGGCGAAGCGCAUAAAUCCAAAGCCGCACCCAAACCAUUUAUAUAGAACAACAACAAACCCAUUCCCUUCAACAAUUCUCACACACCCCUUUCCCCUUUAUUCACCGAUUUAUUCUUUGCAAAUCCAACGGAGGAUCUCUCUUGCGUUUUCCCUAGGUUUACGCGAUGGCUUCGAAGCGGAUCUUGAAAGAACUCAAGGAUUUGCAGAAGGAUCCUCCAACUUCAUGCAGCGCUGGUCCUGUUGCUGAAGAUAUGUUUCAUUGGCAAGCGACAAUUAUGGGUCCUCCAGACAGUCCUUAUACUGGAGGUGUUUUCCUAGUCACUAUUCAUUUCCCUCCAGAUUAUCCCUUUAAGCCACCCAAGGUUGCAUUCAGGACAAAGGUAUUUCACCCAAACAUCAAUAGCAAUGGAAGCAUUUGCCUUGAUAUAUUAAAGGAGCAGUGGAGCCCUGCUCUGACCAUUUCCAAGGUGUUGCUCUCGAUUUGUUCCCUGUUGACGGACCCAAAUCCUGAUGAUCCUUUGGUUCCAGAAAUUGCCCACAUGUACAAGACAGACAGGAACAAGUAUGAGUCAACUGCAAGAAGCUGGACCCAGAAAUAUGCCAUGGGUUAAUAAUUAACCAUAUGGUAUGUGAGGGAGAGCCAUUUUUACUUCAAGUGUCUAGGCCUAACCGCCUUUGUAAGAAAAAAUUUCGUCUUUCAUUAAGGCCCCUCUAGUUGAGAAUGAAUUGGGGAAAACAUUUCUUAUGUUGUUUGUACUGCAAAAUGCAAAUGCUACUUUAGAACAAUGAAAUGCAGCCUAAUUAAUUAAAAGUUUGUUCAAUGUGUUGACCAAUGUAUUAACAGUAUCACGAUGCACUUGGAUAUUGUUUGGCUUGUUUUACUAUCA